Messenger RNA from Durusdinium trenchii, 1124 nucleotides. The record is from the annotation of a GenBank genome assembly. Lineage: Eukaryota; Dinophyceae; Suessiales; Symbiodiniaceae.
AGGCGGCGAAGGCGGCGCCACUGGAAGUGCGAGUGGGCCACUCUUGGAGCAUCGCCCAGAAUCGGGGUGAAGGUCCACGACGCAUGCCGCUCGAAGACUUCCUCGUGGAGGGAAUGGAUGAAGGUCUUUAUGAUGAGGAGACCUUCCUGGAGCCGAUCUAUGCCUUUGAUAUGGGCCUCCAGCUACCGGGCCUGCCACGCAUCGAACUCCCCAAGGCCAUCCGAAGCUUGAAGACUUCUUUGACCCAAAGCGAUGCGGCGGAGACCGUGAGCAUGCUGGGCGGCCCCCGCAGCGCCGUGGGAUGGCAUACGCAUGGCGCGAGUCUGCAGAUGAUCCUUCAUGGAAGGAAACGCUGGUUCUUCUAUCCCUUGAACCAUUAUCCGCCGGGCGACGGGCCGGGCGGCGGCUUCUCCUUGACCGAUUGGAUCCAGCUGGUUUACCCCACGCUCAGUGCUGACCAGAGGCCCUUGGAAUGUGUGGUGCAUGCUGGAGAUAUCGUCUAUGUGCCCGACGGUUGGUACCACGCCGUGGUGAACUUGGCAGACACCGUGGCGGUGAGUUACCAGAGCAGAGAGAUGCAGCCUGAGGCGCAGCAUGUCUUCAAGAGCUUCUCGCUGCCCAUGGCCGAAAGCCUUUGGCGCGAAAAUCCUGAAGCCAUCGAGGACAUCGCCUCAGCGGCCCAGGACUAUCUCAUGAAAGGCCUUCGGAAUGAUCUUCAUGCUCGGCGCGCGCUCUACUACUGCAUGAUGUUCAUGGACCCGGAGAAAGCGGUCGAGGUGAUCUUGGAAGGCAUCCGCAAAGAUCCCUACCACAUUCCGAUGCAAUUCGAGUUGGCAAGUUGGCUGAGUCGCCGGCUGAAGGCUGGAGAGGAGGGCCUUCUGGACUUAGUGGGAGAACUCCUGGCAGAGUGGGAGCCAUACCUGGUGGCCAAUCGCCGAAACCAGAAAGCCCUGUGGAUCCUGAACAAGUUCCAUCGUGCGCUGGGAGAUGAAGGCCGGGCAGAUGAGUAUUUUGAGCGGCUGGUGACCCUGAACGAGAAGGGCAUCGAUCGGUGAAAAAGUUCCGAUCGGAACGUAGCGUGAGUUAGGGACGGAUCGGCGCGAAUUGGAAGGGGCAUAUCAGAC